Molecule: messenger RNA, 849 nt
Organism: Penicillium malachiteum
Lineage: Eukaryota; Fungi; Ascomycota; Eurotiomycetes; Eurotiales; Aspergillaceae
Product: Rho4-like protein
Exons: 3
Coding region: 1-849 (282 amino acids)
Biological process (GO): small GTPase-mediated signal transduction
Molecular function (GO): GTPase activity; GTP binding
Source: RefSeq, a predicted model, not a curated record
AUGAGCCAAAUGUAUGACGACCAGUACUAUGCGGCUUCGCGACGCCGUUCCGUUGCCACACCUCCCCCAUCCCACACCCCCCAGCACAGUCGAACCCGCAGCCACAGUGUGCGAGUGAGCAACGGCACCGCCAGUACCAACACCAGUUUUUCCAGCGGACGCAUGUCUGAGGCAACCAAUAUUACCCAGCCGCCCUCCUACUCAAAAAAGUUUGUUGUGGUUGGAGAUGGCGGCUGUGGCAAGACUUGUUUGUUGAUUAGCUAUUCCCAAGGUUACUUUCCCGAGAAAUAUGUCCCCACAGUAUUCGAGAACUACAUUACUCAGACGGUACACCGAAGCUCGGGGAAGACAGUUGAAUUGGCACUCUGGGAUACAGCUGGACAGGAAGAAUAUGAUCGUUUGCGUCCUCUGUCCUACCCUGAGACGGAUCUUCUGUUUGUCUGCUUCGCCAUUGACUGCCCUGCGUCCUUAGAGAAUGUCAUGGAUAAGUGGUAUCCUGAGGUCCUGCAUUUUUGCCCCACAACCCCCAUUAUCCUGGUUGGUCUGAAGUCAGAUCUCCGCAAUAAGCGCACAUGCAUCGAACUUCUAAAGACACAAGGCCUCACACCCAUUACUCCGGAACAAGGUCAGGCUGUCGCUUACCGAAUGGGAGCCAGCUAUGUCGAGUGCAGCAGUAAGGAGAUGCGUGGAGUGGAUGAUGUGUUCGCCCAUGCAGUCGACACUGUUGUGACAACCGAGGAUGAAGGCUGGAAGACUUCAAAGCAAUCGAAUAGCCGUGCCGGUGCCAAGCCCUCUGGUCCUAGUGGCCCUGGCAAGAAAAUUAAGAAGCGGAGUUGCAAGAUCCUGUAA